Molecule: messenger RNA, 11661 nt
Organism: Schistocerca americana (American grasshopper)
Lineage: Eukaryota; Metazoa; Arthropoda; Insecta; Orthoptera; Acrididae
Gene: shn
Product: transcription factor HIVEP3
Exons: 19
Biological process (GO): regulation of transcription by RNA polymerase II
Cellular component (GO): nucleus
Molecular function (GO): RNA polymerase II cis-regulatory region sequence-specific DNA binding; DNA-binding transcription factor activity, RNA polymerase II-specific; zinc ion binding
Source: RefSeq, a predicted model, not a curated record
GCCGGCGCCCACCCCCAGCCCGCGCAGCCUCCCGAGUCGCCGCCCACGUCGCCCGCCGCGUCCGCCGCCUCCGCCUCUGCCGCCUCCGGCUCUGCCUCCGGAGACGGCGACGGCGACAGCGCCGACGACUACGCCGACGCAGACAGCCGUGACUCCCGGCCGGCUCCGGGCUCUCAGGUGCAUGCUGAGGGUGGUGAAUCGGAGGCGAGUGCUUCACCCAGCUCGGCUCUGUCAUUGUCAUCGGUGGGCAGCACAAGCUGUGGCAGUACUGUUGUCACCUCAGCAACAUCCCUGUCACAGUCGCCGCUGCAGCAGCAGCAUAGCCAGCAGCCUGCUCGACACAUAUACAAGCCAAAGUUCCAUAAGGCGGUACUCUACCAGCAGCAACAAGAUGAAGCAUCGCUCCCUGCCACUAUUAAUGAAGCUUCAUCAUCACCAUUAUCAUCACAGUCCCUGCAACAGGAGCAACAGCAGCAGGAGCAGCAGCUGGCGACAAGCAGUGCUGAUGUGCAGAACCCACUUCCUCCUCCCCCGCUUGUUUGCCAUGGUGCAGCUGGCAGCCCUAGCCCUGAGGUGAUAACACGUCAUAUCACCAAUAUCAUCACACACAACCAGCAAGUUGUCUCCUGCAGCUGGCCCAAGAAAAUGCACCUACACCGCCAACAGAUGCAGCAGCAGCCAGACCACUCUUCAAGGCUUGCAGCAGCGCUAUUACGCCCUAGCAGGACAGAGGCAACUCCAUCACCACGUCCAUCUGAGGGCAGUAGCGCCUGUUCGACACCAGAGCCAGUAAAUACAACGCUGGUGCAACAGCCACUCAAUUUGUCAUCACGGCCUGUCCCAGUGUUGGCGCAAGAACCAGCACCGGGUGUUGAAGCACCACAGCGUCUCAAGACAGUGGGUCAGAUCCCGCCAUUGGUACAGCAACAUGCUGUUAGCCAGGUACUCCGUGAUCACAACCAUGGAUGUGGGCCACCAAUUGAUCCUGGCCCUGACAGCAGUGCGGCACUUGCCCUCCUCAAUGAUCUAGCCUCUGCCACCAGCAAAGAACACACUGCUGAGAACUCCAUAAUCAAAAGACUGUUACUGAAACGGCGUGCUGCUGAGGCAGCAGCGGCAGCAGCGGCUGCUGCAGAGGUGGGUGCUACGUUGGAGCCCACAUCCCAACCAGCUGAUGAUCUUCCUACUUCAUCUGUGACGACUGCAAGCUUCCAGUUUGUGUGUAAUGUGUGCAAGAUCCCAUUUCGCAGUGCAGAGAACCUAGAGACUCACCAACAUUACUACUGCUCUAGGAGGCCCAGAAUAUCAUCAGCAAGCUCGUACAGCUCUCUUGAAGAGACCAGACAUCAAAGAACAGCACUGAAGGUGGAUGUACGUGCUGCAGUGGCCAGUGGUGAUCGUGUGGCUCCACCUUUUCCAUCACCGGGACCUCUACUGGGUUCUACACCUCUUAUUGACAGCUACAGGCCUGAAGACAAAAGACGUCGCCUUGACUCGGAACGUUCAUCCUCUGCAUCUUCAUCUUGCUGUACGUCACCCUUACCUUCAUUGCGUUCCAUUGAGGAAUUAUCAAAGUGCCCACCGCCAGCACCACCUCGGCCCAACUCCCUUCAGAUGUUUGGGGGCGAGGUGCAAAUCUUGGAUGCAGCUGGUGAAAUGAAGACAUUGCGUAUAGAGCCAUCAACACGUGGCAGUGGGCACAGUCCAGGGCUCACAGUUGGGCACAUGGGAGGAGGGCUUGUGGUAGGUCCCUGCUCUACAACAGCUAAUGUAAUUGAAGGCGGGCAGCCACAGUCUCCACACAUAGUCGUUACGAUAGCACGCUCUGGGCUUCACUCGGGAGGCACACUUGUUCAGCUACCUACGACAACUAUCAGUUCGGGAGUAGCUGGCGUCGCUGCAGCAACAAUGACUCCUACACCUGCAGGAGGCAGCUCUGCUAACGGUGCACGUACGCCGAGGACUUCGGGUGGUGGUGUAGUAAGCCCAAAGCCAACUCAAAACACCCCAUCCACUGUUCCUGCUGCUGCUUCUGCACCUGCUAUGUUUCCAGCAGCACGUCUUGUAACCCCUAACAUUGCCACACCUGAUUUGGCAGUACCUGGUAUUCCUCCGCCAGGUCGUCCACUGCCAUUUCCUGUGGCUUUCCCUGCAUUCCUUAAUCCCUUAACACACAUCACUGCCUACAACCCUCUGACACUCCCUCCACCAUCUGUUGCAAGUGGAACCAGUGGAACUACAGGGGUGGUGACAAUACAGUAUGGUGGUAAAGUUAUUCCUCAUGUGCCUGGAAUACCUGGCCCGCAGACACUUCUCCUAAGGAAUACUGCCCCUCUUGAUUUAGCUGUGACUAGUGGUGUAGUGCAGGCAUCACCAACCACUGUAGUGGACAGUCCUCGCAUGAGUCCCCAAGUAUCAAAAGCCCCUGUAAAAUGUUCUACCACAGGACUCAUAACAGUGUCUGCUCCAUCCAAGCGUGAAACACGUGAUGACACCAUAAGGUUACCGAGUGCAUCAUCUUCGCCACCAAAGAAGAUGCCAAAAUUGCAGUCAACGCUACCAAUGAUCAAGGUAGACUGUGCUUCAUCUCCUGGAGAAGUCACAGUUGAGCGUUUGGUUUCUGAAGAUUCUGUCAAACGUUUAUCACCAUCAAAACCAGUUGCAAUAACACCACCACCAAGGAAAGUUUCCAGAGGAAGUGACAGUAUUGUGAUGGGCUCUAAAUGUGAAAGUUCAUUAUCACCUGCAAAACCAGAAAAUGGUGGCAGAACAGAAAGUGCAGAUAUCGAAAAAAGUAUAGAUAAUGAGGAUGGAAAUGGAAAGAGUGGAAAUUCUGAUAGCUCUCAUCGUCCACGGUUUCUUAGGCCUACAUCGUUACCAUUGAAGCCAGGGACAUUUACACCAAAGAAGGUACACGGUAUGGGGUUGACACCAGUUUUGCCUCUCGUAAGCCCAGAGACCCCACGACCAAAAAAGUCGUAUGGACAGUUGUACUUGAAUGGGCAUGCAUACACAUAUUUGGGCCUAAAAUGCUCAGCUCGUUCGUAUUAUUGCACUCUGAAUAGGCUUCAACCUAUGUAUGUGCUACACAGCCCUGAACACUCGAAGCUGUCAAUGUACUCCAAUUGGAAGGUUUGUUCAGAGGCUGCUCCAAACCCUCUUGGUCUAGAGCCUGGCAAGGCAAUGGCACUGUACGAUUCACGUCAUAGACCAGUUGUGUAUACAGUGGCAAGAGCUUCACAAAAGCAUGCAUUGGUUAUGACCCAUUCAUCAUAUUGGCAGAAUAAAACUUUGAAUCAGAUGAAGAACAAAGAAAAGAAAGAUGUAAGUGAUGAAGGUACAUCUGAAGAUAAGACACAUGCUGAUGACGGAGAAAAUAGUUCCGAGAACACCACCAGUGGACAAGAAGGUCCACAAAGUGGUGAGCAGCCACCAAGGAGGCUUAAAAUCUUUGAUGGGGGCUUUGAGUCUAAUGAAGAAUAUACAUAUGUGAGAGGGAGAGGCCGUGGUCGUUAUGUGUGUGAGGAAUGUGGGAUCCGUUGCAAGAAGCCCUCUAUGCUCAAGAAGCACAUUCGCACUCACACAGAUGUCCGGCCAUUCACCUGCAAGCACUGUAAUUUCAGUUUCAAAACAAAAGGAAAUUUGACAAAACACAUGAAAUCAAAGGCACAUUACAAGAAGUGUGUAGAACUUGGAAUUGUACCUGUACCAACUGUUGUUGAUGAUAGUUACAUUGAUGAAGAAUGUCUGGCAAAACAGCAAGCAAUGCGAGCUUCUCGAAUUGAAGAUGGUGAAUCGGAGUCUGAUGAUAAUGAUGAAGAUGAGGAUGAUGAUGAUGAUGAGGAUGAAGAUGAGGAUGAUGAACAAGUGCCAGCUGAUGAGGACUGUGAUGAUGAGGCAAACAAAGGAGCUCCAGAGCGUGAAGCAGCUCGCAGCUUGCUGUCUCUCAGUCGCGGUGGUGGCUCGAGUUCACCGGGGCUUGCGUCGGCUGGUUUAGUACCUGCAGUUGCAGCCAGGCCAAACACAUACCCAUAUAUGGCUACUACUAUUGUUCCGACACCACACACUCCAACACUUUCAGCAGUCAGUGCUCAGACAGAGCGUGAAAAGGUGUCAAACAAUACUGGACUGGCCCUUGGACUGGAAGGAACCACAGGUGGUGGACUUGUUGUGCAAAGCACAACAAACCGUUACUAUUUCCCAUCUAACCGCACAACCACUACUACUUCCACACCACAACCUGCUUUGAGUGUCAGUAGCCCCACCACCUCCACUGUACCUCUUGUCACUACACGUGAUAAAGAUGGUCUUCCAGUAGACCUAAGCACUCGAUCACAACUUCAGCUGCAUGUCCAGACACAGCCUACAACUCCAGUUUCAGAAAUUCUGACUCCUGUUUCGGAACCAGCUACCCUUCUCGCUUCUCUUUGCAGCUCUGCAGAGCGAUGUCCUCCUCCUCCAGCACCUCCAGUACCUGCCCCAGCUGAAGCUACAAUGCUGCAGGCUUACCUGACUGAACGAGCUUUGCAGGAUGCGAGAGUGAAGCGUCAUCAGGUACUACAGCCUGAACCUACUCCUCCAGUAACAGAUGUUGCUGGAAAUUGCAGUACACCGACUGCUUCAUUUCCAACUCCUGUAUCACGUACUGAAACUUGUUUGUCAGUAGAGGUGACCUUCCCAGCUGUUUCUUCAGUUGCUGCCUCUGUAUCUUCUUCCAUCCCUAUUUCGGUAGCACAGUCUUCAAGUAUGCAUGUGGAACUGACAGCACCAAAUGGAUCACCUGCACGAUCCUCUCCUUUUAGCAGUCAGCGUCCAUUGUCUCCACCUACCACUCAGACUACGACAACUCGUGAAAGUCCAACUCAGUCACCAGGUGGUCCAAAAGCAGAGUUCAUGCCACCGUCCAGUGGCCCGUCACCUAGCUAUGUCAGUAUAACAGAUGAUGGCCGAAGUAUGUGUUCAAUCUGCAACAAGAUUUUUUCCAAACCAAGCCAGCUCCGCUUACAUGUUAACAUACAUUACUUUGAACGUCCUUUUCGUUGCGAGUCAUGUGCAGUGUCCUUCAGAACGAAGGGGCACUUACAGAAGCAUGAGCGUUCUGUCAGCCAUCAAAAUAAAGUCAGCAUGAACUCCACUUUUGGAGCUCCAACUACUACAAAUCCUCGUCCUUUCAAAUGUGAUGACUGCAAAAUAGCAUUUCGUAUACAUGGCCAUUUAGCUAAACACCUGCGAUCAAAAAUGCAUAUAAUGAAACUAGAGUGUGUGGGCAAGCUGCCAUUUGGAACAUAUGCCGAGAUGGAGAGGGAAGGCAUAAGUUUAAAUGAGAUUGACACCACAGAUUGUGAAAAUUCCCUUGAAAGUUUGCAGGUGUUGGCACAGAAGUUAUAUGAAAAGGAUCCUUCAAAACUUGGACAGUGGGAUGGUGAGCGUGGACUACUCUUUCUUCCAAAUUCUCACAGUCAACUUAGUGGAGGAGAAACAUCUUCAGAUGAAGGAGAACCUCUUAUUGGAUACCAGAGCCCACAUUAUCCAGAAGCUACACCAUCAGCACCUGCUGUUUCUAAUGUUAACCAUGAGCUGAUUAAUGUGUCCACAAACCAACAACAUCGUUCAAAAAAUGAUCAGUUAUUUACCAGACAUGCUAAAGUCAACUCUCAAAUCAGCUAUAAUAAUGUCUCAGUAGCAAAUGUUGUAGAAACAAAGUAUGAUGAUCUGGCACCUAGCUUGUAUUCAAGAAGUCAUAUUAAUAAGACUGGAAAAGAAAGAGCUAUACAGUCCAGAGCACAAUUAAAUGUUCACACAGCAGAAGUAUCUAAAGAAUAUUUUAAAAUAGUAGAAAGUUGUCAGAACAAUUCAUUGCAUAUGGGGAAUUCUGUUCACCAUACAGAAAAAACAAGUAUGGAAUUACAGCAGAAGGAACCGUUUAGACAAAUGAGGAACAGUUGUGCACAGAUUGCAUCAUUUGAUAUCAGACCAGAACAGCAAAAUGAGAAAGAUAAGAGUGUGUGUAGGACUUUCAAUGAAAUAGUCGGUAAAGAGACGGGUGUUGCAGAUGGUACCUCAAAGAGUGAUAACGAUCUUCUUGAAAGUGGGAGGAAUGGAAACACAAAUAUAUUGUUUUUUGCAAACCUCCAGAAAGAAAAAUAUAACUGCAUUAGGCCAAGUGACUGCAGUUGUCAGACUAUUGCUCUGCCAAAGCUAAUGAAAAUGGAAAAUGGAAGAGGACUAAUAAACCAAACAAUUUUCUUGUGUAAAAUGUGCAAGAAAACAUUUUCCAACAAGAAUGACCUACACGUUCACAACUUCAUCAGUCAUGAAUCCAACCAUAAUUCUCAAAGAUGUAGCCCUCUCACCAUGACAACAGUGAAUGAGAACUUUUCGAGAACAUCACCUGCAAGCAGUUUGAGGAACUGUAAUGUGUUGUUUAGUGCUACAGGUGAUAGUAAUUUGUCAGAUGGGUCAGGGAAUGUGCUUGGUACUGAACAGAUGGGAACCACCUGUGUUGACACAAAUGAACAAAGUACUCUGAUUUCUCAUAAUAGUGAUUCUUUUGGAACAUCUAAUCCAUUGGCAACUAUUUAUAAUACCCAAGGACAAUUUUUAAAACUGUGCAAAACAGGGGACGGUGAAAAUUGCAGCAUCCCAAAGGACUACAACUCACUGAAUAUACGUAGAUUAGAUGAAAGCCGGACAGUGUUAACUCCUCAUAAUGUUAGAGGUUCAUCAGUAAAAGAAUCGUGUUCAGAUUCGUAUAGUGGUAGUAAUUUGAAAGAAAGUGAGAGUUAUGGGCUCAAAACGUCUACCACAAACAGAGGCGAAGCAAGUUCUGAAGUGAGAAAUGAGAGUGGAGAAGUUAAUGUUAGGUGGACAGAAAGUAGAACUAUCUAUGAACAUUUAAAAGUUACACAAGAUAAUUGUGGUAUCCAGUGCCAAAAUAAUGAAACUUCCAUGGACUGUGGAUAUAAUUUCAGCGAAAGUGCCAUAAGCAGUUCUUGUGUGAUGCAAAAAGACAAAGUGGACAGUAAAAGCAGACUGCUUAGUAGUGAAACUGUUGAAAGUAGUGUAAGUGCUAACAAUGUUGAUAAGACAAUGUGCUGUGAUCUAUGUGGAAAGUUACAUUCAUCCAGGGAGUCUUUGCAGAAGCAUAUUUUAUCUCAUACACAGAUACGACCAUUUGUGUGUGAAUUCUGUGAUGCGGGUUUUACAUCACAGCAUCUUCUUAAUGGUCAUUUAGAGAUGCACAAAAAAGCAACAGCGCACCUAUAAGAAAAAGCAGUAAUGUGAUAGAGUAAGAAGAGAAUGUAUACAAGGCACUGGAAAGGAAUUUCCAGUUUUACAAAGAGCUUUAUUUUAUACUAAAACCAGUUUACAGCAUCUAACACAUUAUAUGAUAGCUGUCUUCAAAAUUUUAUGUAUGUUACUGUUUUUUAAAAAUUUAUGCAUUUCAAGUUCACAGCAGUAAAUUAAAUGUGUAUAAUGUUUCUGCGAAGUCAAAAACUUUGAGUAGACAGAUAAUUUGUUUAUAUGUACAGUAAAAUGAGGAAAAAUCAGUGUUCAUUACCUUGUGAUCAGAUGCAACAGAAAAUUAAUUUAUUGUAGAUAUUAUCUUGUAUUUUACAAACAUUGUUCCUAACACAACAGAAUGAAAAAAAAAAAAUGAAGUGUAUAUCAACUUUUUCUGUAUGUGUACUGCCAGACAGCUAGAUAACUGGUAGCCUUCUUUACCACAUAAAGUACAACAUUCAUAUGUGAAAUUUGGGGCCACUCUUUGUCAUUAUUAGUUGUUAAUCAGAUGUAAUUAUUUAUAAUUGUGUAUUGAAAACAAACAUAUUGCACUAUCAUCUUCCCAUUUUCAUGAUCAAUCAGAUUGUGUAUGUCAAAGAGGAAUGGUAGACCUGAACAAUAACGAAAGAAAACAUUUCACUAGGUGAAACAACAACUGAAGUUUAGAGCCCCAUGAGGAAAUUAAUAUUUCCUGCUGAAGGGGGUCAAGGGAUAAAGGUGAACUCAAAGGAUCAGUCCAUAAGUGUGAAGUUAUGGGUAGGGUGUUGUUCACUGUAAUGCCUCCAAAUCCAUUUCUUUUACCAUAAAAUUUCUAUUGCCACAAUCUUUCGUUUAUUUAGAUUUAUAUACUGUAACAUCAGGAUUCAGUUUGUUCAUGUGCACUGCUGUCAAUACAAGUAUUGUUACAUCUGCAAAUGUAAGUCGAGCAAACUUUUCUGUUUGUGCCAGCAUGGCUGGGAAAUAGAGUGAGUUUAUGGAAGGUUCAUCUUAAAAUCAUUUUUGUGGUAUGAACCAUCAGCAGUGUUAUGUUUAUCUUUUAUACUCUUUCUUUGUCCUAUUCCCUUCUCUCUCUCUCUCUCUCUCUCUCUCUCUCUCUCUCUGCGCGUGUGCGCUCGCCUUCUCGUGUGUGUCCACUGCCUACCAUGACCUGUUUAAAUUACCUUAUAAAUUGGCUUUUCUAUUCACUUUAACAUCAAAAAUGGCUUGAUUCUUCAAGUUUCAUUACUUUUGUUGCCCAGUAUUUAGUAAAUGGGGUUGUUUCAAUCAUUCUUGUUGGUGAUAGGCAUAUUUUAAACUUCCAUGAUCGAAGGUAUACAGAGCUUGUAAACAAACAUAGGCAAAAAGUAACUGUGAAGAAUAAAAUUUAGAAAUUUGCUUCUGCUUUCAAAAAUACUUGUCUGUGUAACAAUAUGUAAACAAAUUGGCAUUAGUAAACAGGUAGUAUUUUACUUCUUCAUAUGCUUCUGCAUUGCUUUCAUGGUCUGUCAAGAGUAUUUUUCUAUCUCCUGAUUAUUUAGUGGCAGUACACAGUGAUGUGUGAAAGCUUGGCAAAAAUAAAAACUGGCAAAUUUAAUAAGCAAAAUAUUGAAAGAUACUGUUUACUUUCAUAUUAAUGAAAGCUGAACACGAGGGACGAAAGAAUAAAGUGUGUCAGUGGUCGCAGUUCGUAACUAAGAGUUCCUCAGAACUCUGUCAAGUGAGAGCCAGGUGCAAAGGGAACCAGUUAAAUGUAGUAGCAUUACAUCUCUUAUCAUUUCAAAAUGUACAAUUCUUUCACUCUCUUCCACAUCUUUCAGAUAUUUAUAAUUACAGAAUCUGUAGCAGAUAUUUAACUUUGUUUGCCAAACCACAUGCCUUCAAAUUUAGAGACAUGACUACUUCAUCCAUUUAAUUCAGAUUUUAAGUGAGCGGUGUGUAUAUUGUAAAAGUGAAUUGGAAGUGCUUGGUCUUAAAGUAUGGCAAUAUUUAACUCUGCUCUGACGUAGAAAACACUGUAACACAAUUGUAAGCUGAAGAGGAUGCACACUGGAUGACUCUCCAUAGAGGUUUUGAAGUUAAGCAUAGUUAAAACAUGCACACAUGUCAUUUGUUAGGAUAGUAAAAACAUUUGUCCCCCAAAAAUAGAUGUUCUAUUGUGUGGUGUAUCACUGCUAAGACUUAAUGUAAGAAAGAAAUGGAAAUAAGUUUCCACAGACUGGUUGGAUGACUUUUAUUCGCGGGUAGUCUGUAGCUUUCACAUUCAUUGUUUCUCUGCUGCUGAUAAAUUGCAUAAUAUUGUGUAUGCUCUAAGUAAAGAGUUCACUUGUGCUGCACUAAACAUUAUUCUACUGCUUUGUGUUGUCAUAGCAGAUACUUCAGUUUUUCUUCUGGAAGAGAUUCUUCACAAAGUUGCAGGAAAACUACCAGUAUCUCGUAGCUAACCACACUUGGCUAAUGUUUUCCUGUUGGGCAUUUGUAACAUGAUCACUACAGUGAUUAUAUGUAUGAUAUAUUAUUUGACCAUAUCAUAUUUUAGUACAGAUGCUAAAGACUUCAUUGUCUUGUGCUCGAACAAGCCUAAUGACUUCUUUUGGCUGUAAUGUGUUCUUCCACUCCAAGUGUAGAUGCUACAAAUGAGGCAGUGAUCAUUUUACAUUGAUAUUUUUAGUUAUCUUAGUCAACAAAGGACUGUCAUUUUCGUAAAAUCUUUAGUAUCUACCAUUACUUGCAGAAAAGGCAAGUUACUGUCAUAUUGGUAUUUUUAAGCCAGUUGUUUUUGCACUUCGGUAUAUUGUCUGUGAUUGAACGCUAUAACACUGUGCACCAAUCAACUGUAAAACUCAGUAUUUUGUUAGUUUUUAGAAACUUCUAAAAAUCUAUAACAUUGACUUUAGAACUUGCUGUUUCCUAUCUUGCUGAAACAAAAUGAAAUACUAGACUGUAUUUUGGCAACAAGUCUACAGUUCCGUUGCUGAUGUUUUAUGUGUCAGAACUAGGAAUACCAAAAGUUAAUUUGAUAAUAUGAUAAGUUUCAUAGUGUUCUUAAGGCAGCAUGAAUUUUGGGGCAUAUCAUGCUGCAUUUUUCUUGUAACUUUCGUCUUUGUUAGACACUAAUAAUUUUAUUACAGUCCAGGCAUACAAAUAGGGAAAAACAUCAUUUUAAAAAGCAUAACUUCAUCUGUCACUACAAUUACUUAAUGUGCUCUAUAGCAAGACAAAAAGUCAUUCAUUUAAAAUUCAAGUUUUUAAUGUUGUGAACUUGCUGUGGUAAGUUUGCUUGAUAUAACACCCAGCCUUCAGUUUUAUGCCUAUUUCUUUUAAUUAUGGACUGAGCUUACUUCCUGUGGUUCCAGGUGGUUGUUAAGUACCUUAAUGAACAAUGAGUACAACUGUAAUUUGGAUGUCCCACGAAUUCAUAAGUAAAAUGAAUUUGUACCACAUUUACAUUGAAUUUUACCCACUUUGUGUAUAAUUGUUUGUACUAAAUAUGACAAAUGUAUGUAUAAUUUUUGUAUAAAUAAUUAUUCUGUAUAUAAAACAUAUUCAAGUGAAUACCAUAAGGAAGUUGUUGUGUAAUUUAUAACUUAUAUAGAUAUAUAAAUAUUUUGUGCAUAUGUAACAAAAGAAAAUAUGUUACACUGGUAUUGCCAAAUGAAAUGCUCAGAUGAAACUUUUUGAGGACUGGUAGUUGAAUAGGUAACCUCAAUCCAUGAUCCCCUUCCCCAUAUUAUACUAGCUACCAAAACUGCAUUUAAAAGGCUGAAACUUGCUUCACUGGGUUUGUUUGUUUGAAAAUAUUGGUAUUCAGUAUUAACUUUGAUAUAUGUAUUCUCCUGUUAAAUGUUGACAUAGCCAGGCAAAUUUGCAGUUUAUAGACCUAUAUGUUUGUUGCAGAACUGCGAGGCAGUAACUGCCAUCAUUUUAAAUUAAAUGUUACGUGCUGAAAAGCAAAUUAUUCUUAACUACAAAUUUUGUGUACAAAUAUUCCAGUAAUGGUGCUCAGUACCACAAGACAGUUAUUAUAUUGUGUGAUAUUCUAAUUACUUUAGCAGGUUCUUAGCCCUUCGUGAAAAAAGCGGACUACAGUGUGACAUUUGAAUGUUUUGUGAGGAGAAUGUUUGAAAGGUGUAAUAACUGUGACAGCUUGUGUGAAUAAAUCUGAAAGUGUCUUUGUAAAUGAGGUUCGUUGUCUUGAAGUCGGCUUCCUCAAUCCUGUUGUGAGUAACUGAGUCCUGUGACUUAUGGAAUGCAGGAACUGCUUCCACAGUUCAUCACUAACAGAGGUUUCUACCCAUGUACAGCUGUGCAGUUCGUCCUUUAGUGUUGAACACAGCUAUCUUUUAUACAACAAAAUCUGCAGAUAUGCAGUUUCAAUAAAUAUUAAUUUGAACCUAGUAA